Messenger RNA from Penaeus indicus, 789 nucleotides. Its product is annotated as glycine-rich protein 1-like. The coding region runs from base 1 to 789 and encodes 262 amino acids. The record is from RefSeq and is a predicted model, not a curated record. Lineage: Eukaryota; Metazoa; Arthropoda; Malacostraca; Decapoda; Penaeidae. The transcript is spliced from 3 exons.
AUGAUGUCUAAGAAGUUCCUGAUCGUGGCUUUCUGCCUUGGUGCUGCCGUAGCUGAGGAGACCAACAGGGAGAAGCGCGGCUUCGUCGGGGGCCACGGCGGCGGGUCCGGCUACGGCGGCGGCGCCCAUGGCAAUGGCGGCAGCUUCCUGGUGGUGGGCGGAGCCUCCGGGGGCGGCCACGGCCCCAGUGGCGCCGACAUCGCGAACCAGGCUGCCGCUCAGGCCACCGCUGCCGCCGCAAGCCAAGGAGGAGCAGCCCACGCCGCCGCCGCAGGAGCCGCAGCCGCUGCUGCUGCUGCCUCCUCCGCGGCCUCGCACACUGCACAGGCCGCCGCCGCCAACAAGCAGGCUCAGGCAGCGCAGAUCACCCAGGGCGUCAUCGGGGCCUCGGCCGCGGCUUACCAGGAGGCCGCCCUCGCCGGUGAGGCCAACGUAGCCGAGCAGGCCGCCAAGGUGGCCGCCUCCAUGGCCAAGGGCCUCCUCGGCAACCUGGGCCUUGUGUCGGCCGAGACCAACGGGCUGGCCGGCCAGGCCGCUCACAGCCUGGGGGCGCAACAGAACGUCCUGCAGACCCAGAGCGCCAUGGUGUGGCAGGUGCAGCAGGCCGCCAACGGACUGCAGGCGCAGCAGAACGUGGUUGCCAGUGACGUGUACUCCGCCGCCGGCGCCGCCUCGCAGGCCCAGAACGCCGCCGCCAAGGCCCUGGCCAAGGCGAAGGGCGCCAACGCUGGAGGCUUCGGAGGCUACGGCGCUGCGGUGGGCUUCGGCCACGCCGGAGGAUACCACUGA